CGCAGUUUGUCGCCCGCCCUCCAACCCUAUUUUGCUCUCAUCACAGCGCCACGACCGGCUAUUGUAAAACUGACCAGCGCGUGAUUCAAAUUCAAAUUUGAAAAAGAGUCGUCAGCUUACAGGCAUCAAACGCACAAGACGAGCAGGCGCGCGCUCGCAGCAACGCGAUGAAAACAAGCAUCCGCUGCCUCAGGGUAGGCGCAUGCACGACGACGCCUCCGGCUGCUCGUCGCGGCACUAUCAGUGCUAGUGGUGGUAGUAGUAGUGCCCUGCGGCUCGGCCCUCGUGUUCCGGCGCCUUACCUAAUACUAACACCGUCGCGUGCGCUUGAGCCGUACGCGCCAACUACAUACGUGGUUCCGCCAUCCGCCGCCCGAGCUGCGGUGUCUCGGCGUGAGACUCAUCACCUGUGUUCCCGAGUCGACGACCGCGUCGGUGGUAAGACCGACAGCGACAGUUUUGGAUAUUCGAAAACGUCUCCCGGCACCUGCUGCUUUGUUCGAGCCAGGGCCGUGGGUCACCGCUGCUGCUUGGCAGCUCCCUUUACCUCUGCCGCAUCACGCACCAUGGGCGACGAUGUUGAUCGCGGGCCGGACGCCCCAGAAGAGUCGCCGUUCCCCCUUACGGCCGUGGACAAAUGGAUACUCUCACAGACGGAUGAAGAGUUCAAGCUGCACGACUGGGAGGACCUGAAGCAAAUCAUAGAGUCCAACAACCUGUCUAUUCUCAAGCGCAAGCCUUCGGACCUCCGCCGGUAUAUGAAGUGGACGGCCGAGACCAAGGCCGCGUACGGGUCCAUGACCAACUACAUACUCACUCACCGACUGCCCAAGAGCUGGGGUCAGCCGCCCUUCACGCCCUCAUCCACCGUCCCAUUCGAGGACCCUGCCGACUUCAAGGUUCUCCUCAACGACUGGCCGUAUGGACUGGAUCCCAACAUCACGCACAUUGUCGUGUGGUCGCGCACCCUCAUCCCCACCGACGACGACACGGGCGACAUGACCCCGGAGAGCAGGAAGCUGGUUGGCGACUUUGUCAAGAGGUACUUUGUCAACACGCUUGGGCCUGGAGGCGACAAGCAAGUGUUGUGGUUCAAGAACUGGGUCGCACUCCAGAGCGUGCGGUCGUUGGAGCACAUCCACGUGCUGGUUCGCGACGUCGACGACGACACUCUGGAAAGGUGGUCAGGAGAGCGGCCGAAGCGCGGCAGCGCAUAGAUAAGGCAGCGUUGCGCUGGCAAAUAUAGAGUUGAAUAUAAACGCCCCGGACGGAAGGAGUGCCUAUGCCGUCCGCCUCGAACGGCGGUUCCCCUGUGGUGCCGCGCUCUGACCAGGGCCUGCGGCGCCUUGCAUUUCGGCCAUCUUCUGGCGGCCCAUGCCCAGCAGCCCAGAGCCGAGAUAGAUGCCGUACGCGGGAAUCACUGACCAG
This is a messenger RNA of Purpureocillium takamizusanense, 1428 nucleotides long. RefSeq lists its product as uncharacterized. Lineage: Eukaryota; Fungi; Ascomycota; Sordariomycetes; Hypocreales; Ophiocordycipitaceae. Gene Ontology annotation, biological process: N-acetylglucosamine metabolic process. Gene Ontology annotation, cellular component: cytoplasm. The transcript is spliced from 2 exons. Bases 168 to 1217 code for a protein of 349 amino acids. The record is from RefSeq and is a predicted model, not a curated record.